AUGGAGCAUCCCUUUUUCCCGAUGACCACCACCCGCGCGGAGGCGCUGAGGUGGCUAUCAAUUGCCGAGAAGCUCCUGUCGGCGCGUGACCUGGUGGGGAGCAAGUCAUUCGCCACUCGCGCGCGUGACGCCGACCCGACGCUGUCCCCGGCGGAUCAAAUCCUCGCCGUGACGGACACGAUACUCGCCGGAGAUAUGCGGAUCGGAAAUAACCUGCAGGACCUCUACGCAAUUCUCCGCCUCACGCCGCAGCAGGGUCGGGAUGCGGAGCUCAUAGCAAGACAGUAUCGGAGCCUUGCACUUAUCCUCAACCCCCAGAAGAACAACUUCCCCUUCGCCGAACAUGCCUUUGCGCUCGUCCUUGAGGCCUGGUCCGUACUGUCUAACCCUUCCAGGAAAAUGUUGUAUGAUAAGGAACUCGCCUUCUACCUCCAGUCACAGCAACCGCAUCAGACCGACCUCUUUGGAAACCCUAUCCCGUCAAUGCACCAUAACAUUUUUGCAGGAGCCAGCAGCUCGAGUGGGGUUACAUAUCCUUCUCAACCUCAAGGUGUUACUUACCCUCCCCAACCUCAAGGCGUUACAUAUCCUCCUCAACCUCAGAGCACCGCUCAUUUCUCUCAAGUACAGGUACAUACUAACUCUCCUGUUCAGCCGGCAGUAGUCGAAGAAUCUGUCCGAGUCCCCCAAAACCCCAUGAGUUUUACUUCGGGUUCUAAUAUUGUGUUUGGGACGGGGUUGGGGUCUAAGACUGGCAAUGAAUCGGUGAAUAAGCAGGCACAGGGCAGUUAUUCAGGUUUCGAAGGUAAUGUGGCUGCUCCUGCUCCGACGACAAGCCAGGGGCAAGUGAGUAACAAUAAUGUGAGAACUGCUGGGACAAGCCAUGGGCUAGUUAGUAACAAGAAUGUGGCUCCUGCUGCUGGGACGAGCCAUGGGCAGGUGAAUAACAAGAAUGUGGCUGCUGCUGGCACUAGCCAGGGGCAAGUGAGUAACAAUCAUGAACAACCGCAGCAAAACUAUUCCAAUCUUGAUGAAGGAACUAGUCAUAAUGUUAAUGUCAACGAUGAUGUUGACGAGAUGAUGGAGGAUGAGGAAGAUGUAGAAAGAGUGGUAGAUGAAGAAGCGGAGGACACACCUGCACCGUAUGCUGAUGAAACUUUCUGGACUGCAUGCCCCUAUUGCUAUUACAUGUAUCAGUAUCCUAGCAUGUAUAUUGAUUGUACUCUUCGGUGUUCUAAUUGUAAGAUGGGGUUUCAGGCAGUGAUAAUUCCUAAUCCACCCCCAGUGGUAGAUGGGCAAGAGGGUUAUUUUUGUUGCUGGGGCUUUAUUCCUUUAGGUUUUUCGAUGGAGAAUUGGGAAAAGAACAAGGCUUCUGCCUCUUCUUGGACUCCAUUUUCACCCAUGUUCAGUUGCCCCCAAGUAGGAAAUGCAUUUCAGUCCACAAAGCCUGGGCGAAAGAACACAGAACCUAGAAUUUACGUUGAUGAUGAUGAGGUUUUUGUGGAGUUUUCAGAUUCUAGUGACUCGGAUGAUGAUUGGAGCAAUAAUAAGCAAAAACAGAAGAAGAAGGCAACAAAUUUCAGGGGAAAGGGCACAAGCGGAGCACCCACCAGAAGUGCAAAGAGAGCACAAAUCGAUAAAGGCAAAGAUGUGGAUGUGCAAAAUGAACUUGCAUCUCAAGACGUCUUGGAGACACCAAGCAACACGGCAGCUGAUGUUAGUAAUAAAGGGCCUGCUGCUAGUGCUAGGAAGCAACCUGCCAGGGCUGCCAAGAAUUUUGGGAAGUUGGAUUUGAAUGUCGAGUGCAGCAAUGAAGCUGAGGAGCCAGCUCUGAGGGUGAAUGAAGAAAAUGGGCCGAGCCAUGGGGGGGAUGACAACAUUGAAGGAAUUGGGUUUUUUGAGGGUCUUGAUGAAUUCCUAAGCAGUCUUCCCAUCCUCAAUCCGGUGGGCGACGAAAGGGUUGUCAAGGCAGCAUGA
Molecule: messenger RNA, 1977 nt
Organism: Andrographis paniculata
Lineage: Eukaryota; Viridiplantae; Streptophyta; Magnoliopsida; Lamiales; Acanthaceae
Exons: 1
Coding region: 1-1977 (658 amino acids)
Source: RefSeq, a predicted model, not a curated record